Messenger RNA from Quercus lobata, 2265 nucleotides. RefSeq names its product protein FAR1-RELATED SEQUENCE 5-like. The record is from RefSeq and is a predicted model, not a curated record. Gene Ontology annotation, molecular function: zinc ion binding. Gene Ontology annotation, biological process: regulation of DNA-templated transcription. The transcript has 5 exons. Bases 1 to 2265 code for a protein of 754 amino acids. NCBI's taxonomy places the organism in Eukaryota, Viridiplantae, Streptophyta, Magnoliopsida, Fagales, Fagaceae.
AUGAGUGAUAGCAAUUAUCAUACUAAGACUGAUAGUCAAUCGGUUCGAAAAUUGAAUUUUGAAGAUGAGGAUUCACCACUUGUGAUAGUUGAACAACUAGAACCAAUAUCAAUAGAUAGCAAUGAUAAAAUUCAUGCCAAUGUAGAAGAAGAAGUGAUUCCAAAAUUAGGAAUUGAGUUUGAGACUGAGCAAGAUGCGUAUGAUUUCUAUAAUAGUUAUGCCCGUGUAGUUGGAUUUAGUAUUAGGCGAAGUAAGGGCCACAAGGGUGAUAAAGAUGGUUCACGUAAAUGGUUAGAUAGAGUUUUUUGUUGCUCUUGCGAGGGUAUACGAGGGAAUGACAAAAGAGAUGAUAAUGUGAAAUGCCAUCGUCCAGAAACAAGAUGUGGUUGCAAAGCAGAGAUGAAAAUUAGUUGUAGAUAUAGUGAAAAAUAUUGUGUGGUAAAAUUUGUGUCAGAGCACACACAUGUCUUAGCUUCUCCUCGUAAGCGUAUAUUCCUUCGAUCUCAAAGGUCCAUUAAUCCAGCCCAAGCUGUUGAGGCUAAAUUAGCAGAUAGUUCUGGAAUUGCACCAAGAGCAAGUGUAGGACUAAUGGCCCGAAGGGUAGGUGGACUUGACAAUCUUGGCUUCAUUCCUGAGGAUUAUAAUAAUUAUUUGCGUACAAGACGAAUAGAAGAGAUGAAAAAUGGGGAUACAGGAGGCUUACUUGAAUAUCUUCAAAGAAUGCAAUCUGAAGACCUUAAUUUUUCUUAUGCAAUUCAGGUUGACCUUGAUGAUCUAAUUACAAAUAUUUUUUGGGUAGAUGGUAGAAUGAAGUUGGAUUAUGAAUAUUUUGGGGAUAAAGCAAUGUUUGGUAAGAAACCACAGACUAUCCUCACAGACCAAGAUGCUGCAAUGGCAAAGGCAUUAGCUUCACAAUGGCCAGAAACACAUCAUCGUUUAUGUGUUUGGCAUAUGUACCAGAAUGCAGCUAAGAACCUCAAAGAAGUGUUUGGAAGGUACAAUACUUUUGCAGGAGAUUUUAGUAGUUGUGUAUAUGACCAUGACUAUGAAGAUGAUUUUUUAGAUGCAUGGGAUAAUAUGCUUGAUAAAUAUGAUCUAAAGAAUAACAGUUGGUUGCAAAGACAAUUUGAGUUAAGGGAGAAAUGGGCUUUGGUUUAUGGGAGGAAAACAUUUUGUGCUGAUAUGUCUACUACUCAGAGAAGCGAGAGUAUGAACAGUCAAAUUAAAAGGUACAUAACUUAUAAUUAUGACUUGUUGCGUUUCUUUCAUCACUUUCAAAGGUUGGUUGAUGAUAGACGUUUUGAAGAGUUGAGAGCAGAUUUUAAAGCAACUCAAAGUAAACCAUCAUUAGAAUAUCCAGUAGAAAUAUUGAAGCAUGCAGCAAGUGUUUAUACUCCUGCAGUAUUUAAGUUGUUUAAUCGUGAAUUAUGGCUCACUUGGGAUUGUGAAUUGCAUAAGGAAGGUGAGGUUGGAUCUGUGGUAAUAUAUAAAGUUAUUUCUCCCCGUAAAUCUCGCCAACACAUUGUUCAAUUUGAUUCAUUGGCUUCUACAGUGAUGUGUAGUUGUAAUAAAUUUGAAUUUGUUGGAAUUUUAUGUGCCCAUGCCUUAAAAGUGUUAUCUCUUCAAAAUUGUAAAAGGGUGCCAAAUCAGUAUAUUUUAAAAAGGUGGACAAAAGAUGCAAAGGUUGGUUCUACAAUGAAAAAUUAUAUGCAUGUAGGACCACAUGACCAAAAUGCAGAUGUGGGAAGUCGUUAUAAAGUGUUGCUUAAAUUGUAUUCUAAUUUGGCAGCAAGAGCUGCACUGACUGAUGAGACUUUUCGUAUUUCUUUGGAUGCUCAUGAAAGUACUUUGAACAAAGUAGAGGCAAAUUUGAAAAAUUUAUCAAUUGAAGAAUCUACUGUUGGGAGCACUCAUUUCAAAUCAAAGGCUCAACAAGCUAAUGAUAAUGUGCAGCCUACUAAUUGUGAAGGAAAUAAAAUUAAAGGAAUUAAGCUUAAAGGGAGACAAGCAUGUGUAGGGACAUCUCGUAGAAGAAAGGGUGCAUUAGAGAAAGCUACAAGAAAGAGAAAACGUCAAACUAAAGCAUCCUCUCAUAUUCAACAGCUCACACUGGAAGAUAGCAUGAGAAAUUUAAAUACACCUGGCUUUACUGAUAUGCUGAACUUGACACAGGAAGAUAGCAUGGGAAAUUUAAAUACACCUGGCUUUACUGAUAUACUGAACUUGACACAGGAAGAUAGAAGAUUUGAACUCAAAAGUCUGUAA